Molecule: messenger RNA, 1213 nt
Organism: Arabidopsis thaliana (thale cress)
Lineage: Eukaryota; Viridiplantae; Streptophyta; Magnoliopsida; Brassicales; Brassicaceae
Product: Peroxisomal membrane 22 kDa (Mpv17/PMP22) family protein
Exons: 5
Coding region: 146-844 (232 amino acids)
Cellular component (GO): cytoplasm; membrane
Source: RefSeq, marked reviewed
GACUUUUGACCUGUUUCCGAAAACCCAAGAUCCAAUAAAUUGGAAUCGAACCAAACCGGAAAAAACAAAUGGACAGGACUCAUUUGCGAUUUUUAAGAUUUAGGCAAAACUCUUCUCUGUUUCGACGCAAAAGGAAGCAUUUUUAAUGGACGCAUUGGGUGGUUGCGGCGGCGCUGGUGGUUUCUGGGGAUGGAAUGGCUUCGAUCAACGGAGAAAGAAGAAGUCUUCCGGUGAUAGAGGUAAGAAACGUAAUUCUGGAUCGUCGGAUUCCGUCGAUGUGAGCAGAGACGCCGGCGGUUAUCGGUUUCCUUUGAAGCAAGCUGUGACGGCCGGAGCACUCACUUUCACCGGUGACACGAUUGCUCAGCUAUCAGGGAGAUGGAAAAAGAGAACCGCUCUUAAACAAUCAUCUUCUGAGCUUGACGAGGGGGAAUUGUGGAACAUUUUCUCAGAACAUGACUGGAUUCGUGCGCUGCGGAUGAGUUCUUACGGGUUUCUCUUGUAUGGUCCUGGUUCUUAUGCGUGGUACCAAUUCCUUGAUCAUUCUUUGCCUAAACCAACUGCGACAAAUCUAGUGCUUAAGGUUCUGCUUAACCAAGUAAUCCUUGGUCCAUCUGUGAUUGCUGUUAUAUUUGCUUGGAACAACUUGUGGCUGGGAAAGCUCUCUGAGCUUGGAAACAAGUAUCAGAAAGAUGCUCUUCCUACGCUUCUUUAUGGAUUUCGCUUCUGGGUUCCCGUUAGCAUACUUAACUUUUGGGUAGUCCCGCUUCAAGCUCGAGUAGCGUUCAUGUCCAUGGGUUCUGUGUUUUGGAACUUCUACUUAUCUUCAACUAUGAGCAAGUAGUUACAUUUAUAUUUGUAUUCUUCAGCCUCGCUGAGUGAUAAUAUAUCAUUCUGAAAGGUUUCAAAUACAAAAUUACUGUUUACCAAGAGACUAUGGAAGGCUCUUCUCAUCCUCACUCCUUCCUUUCUUUGAGUAUCGCACAACUAAUGUGUUACUCUGAUCAAACUCAUGGAAAACUAUCUCCUCUAAAAACUUUAGUUUGAGUGUUUUUCUUGAGUUCAACUACUUGUGGGUGUUGGGAUUAUUAGUUUCGAGAAGUUACUGUAUAAUUUUUGAAUUUUUAUCAUUUUAACUCUCAGUAACAAAUUACUUUAAACUUUUGAAUCUUAUGACUUAACCUUUUAAUUUUAUUCUCAGUGAUUGGCCUGA